Salvia hispanica is the source of this 1035-nucleotide messenger RNA. Its product is annotated as agglutinin-2-like. Gene Ontology annotation, molecular function: carbohydrate binding. The record is from RefSeq and is a predicted model, not a curated record. Lineage: Eukaryota; Viridiplantae; Streptophyta; Magnoliopsida; Lamiales; Lamiaceae.
AGAAGCCACAAGCAUCCACCACACCCAAAGCAAAACCGAAGUUUAGUGAACCAUGGCCAAGCUUUUCCAAACCCUAAUCCCAGUGUUUUCCUCCAUAGCCUUGCUCCUUGCCACCGCUAACUUGGCGCGGUCGCAGACAACCUCCUUCCAAUAUGAUUUCUACGGCCAGCAGCCGACCGACCUACUCCUCCAAGGCGACGCCCACUUCCCAUCCGACUCCACCUACCUCCGCAUGACCAACACCGACAGCUCCGGCAACCCGUUGCAAUACCGCGUUGGCCGAGCCGUGUAUUCCAACCCCAUCCAGUUUUGGGAAGCCGGAGCGCAGGUCGACCUCGAAACCACCGUAAAAUUCAUCAUCAACCCCAGAAGCGGCGACUCAAACCCCGCCGAUGGCAUCACCUUCUUCAUCCAGCCCGUUGACUCCCCAAUGGGUUUCACCGGCGGCAGCUACGGAAUCUUUGACACAUCCGGUCAAAAUCCAGCCGUCUUCGCGGUGGAAUUCGACAUCUUCUCCAACCCCGGAGUGGAUCCGAGUUACCGUCAUGUUGGGAUUGACAUUGGAUCAAAUGUUUCCAAAAACACAACCAACGUGGGCAACGCAUUUCUGGGGCAGGAAGUGACUGCCCGUAUCAACUACCAGCAAGCAACCAAAUUGAUUAGCGUUCAAGUCACGGCAGCCUCACAAAGUUUUGAAGUGAGCUAUGUGUUCGACUUGAGCACCAUUCUCCCUCAGCAGGUUGAGGUCGGAAUAUCAGGCGCCACCGGAGGCCAAGUCGCCGUUCACGACCUCGUAUCGUGGUAUUUCACUUCUACUCUUGUGCAUACCAGUGCCAACCGUGAAUUGGAGGAUGCCCACAUUCGCCAGUAUGUGUGAUUUUCAUGGUAGUACUGUUUGAGUGUGUGUAAGCUUAAUAAGGACGUUUAUAAUUAAGUCCAAAAAUAAGGCUAUUAACCAUCUUGUUGCUGUAUUAUGUUAUGUGUCACGUCUUUAUUAGUAUGAAUGGAAUGGAAUCAGUUUGUGCUGUUUAGUUA